Frieseomelitta varia is the source of this 1592-nucleotide messenger RNA. It is a transcript of the gene IFT52, whose product is annotated as intraflagellar transport protein 52 homolog. Bases 226 to 1494 code for a protein of 422 amino acids. Lineage: Eukaryota; Metazoa; Arthropoda; Insecta; Hymenoptera; Apidae. The record is from RefSeq and is a predicted model, not a curated record. The transcript has 6 exons. Gene Ontology annotation, biological process: cilium assembly; intraciliary transport. Gene Ontology annotation, cellular component: intraciliary transport particle B; centriole; cilium.
AGUAACUGCUCUUUUAAUACAGUUCUGAUCUGUACUAUUAACCAAUUAUAUUUGAAUGUUUGAUAUGUUUCUAGUUGCCAAUGACAACAAGAAAUUAUCAUACAUUUCGAAGAAAACAUUUAUUUAAUAAUGUGAUAAAAAGGUAGAAGUGAGUUAUCAAGAAACGUUCUGAAAUUUAUUUAUAUUGCUACUUGUUCAAUUUAUAAUAAUAAAGUGACUGUCACUAUGAACUCAAUCUUUGGCAGCAAUGAUAACAACAACAAUUUAAACCUUAUUAUUUUUGAUGCUUCAAAAAACGAAAGAAAACUGAACGAAGAAUUUAAAAUAUUACAAAGAAAGUUGAAAUCAAAAUGGAAAUUUAUCGAAAACAAUGAUACCUUAACGGAAGAAUUAUUAUCGACAAGCAAAAUAUUAGUAUUGCCUGGUCCACAAAAUAAAUUUACAGAAUUAGAAAUGAAUUCGAUUAGAGCAUUUUUAAAUUCUGGAGGGCACGUUUUAGUUAUGCUCGGCGAAGGUGGUGAAAAAAAGUCGAAUACAAACGUAAAUUUUUUAUUAGAGGAGUUUGGCAUAAUGGUGAACAAUGAUAGUGUUAUACGUAUGAGUUAUAGUCAAACAAUGCAUCCAAAGGAAUGCUUAAUUUCUCAAGGGAUGUCAAGUAAAUCUAUAUUUUUAAGAAAUCACAAUGAAUACAUAGACAUGAACUUUUUAUAUCCAUAUGGUGCGACGUUAAAUGUAGCACAACCAUCCAUAGUUGCAUUAUCCAGUGGAUCAAUAGCAAUACCAACAAAUAGACCUAUUUCUGCUUAUCAUUAUAAUGAAGUCAAUGGUGGAAAAUUACUUGUAUUAGGUUCUUCUAGAAUGUUAACUGACACAUAUAUUGAGAAAGAAAAAAAUGAUUCAUUAAGACAAAUGAUCUUCGACUUUUUUGAAUCCAAAGAUAUCGUAAUCAAAGAAUCUCAAAUGGAUGAUAUGGAUUUCUCAGAGUAUAAUUUUAUCCCAGACAUAACGCAACAAGCUAAUAAUCCAAAAGUAUGCACUCAAGACAUGGAUAUAAUGGAUAAUCCUCAUGAAUAUACCAAAUUAUUCAAACAUCAUCUUUAUUCAGUAAAUUUAGACAUAGUACCAAUUUGUAUAAAGGCUUAUGAAAUUCUUGGUGUAAAACAUGAACCACUUACCUUAAUUCCACCACAUUUUGAGGCUCCAUUACCACCCACACAAGCUUCAAUAUUUCCACCAAGUUUCCAAGAAUUACCACCACCAGCUUUAGAAUUAUUUGACUUGGAUGAAGCAUUUAGUUCUGAUUUAUUAAAAUUAUCACAGUUAACGAAUAAAUAUAUGGGAACAAAAGAUUUAUCAAAAGACAUGGAAUUAGAUCAUUAUAUUCGUGAAUUUGGAAGUAUUGUUAGAAUAAGUAAUUCUGACAUCCAUACAGCUAAAGAAGUGUUAAAUGCUGUUUUUCAAAGCAUCUGUAGCUACAAAGCUAUGCAUGAAUAAGAAAAUUAUAAAAUUGUAUAUAUUGUGUUUUCUAUGUUAUUUUUAAUAUAUUUAAGUUUAAAUAUAUGUAAUAUAAUUAAAACAGAUAUGUAUAUGAU